This is a messenger RNA of Ictalurus furcatus (blue catfish), 3702 nucleotides long. RefSeq names its product glutamic pyruvate transaminase (alanine aminotransferase) 2 (gene gpt2). Lineage: Eukaryota; Metazoa; Chordata; Actinopteri; Siluriformes; Ictaluridae. The transcript has 11 exons. The record is from RefSeq and is a predicted model, not a curated record. Gene Ontology annotation, biological process: biosynthetic process. Gene Ontology annotation, molecular function: L-alanine:2-oxoglutarate transaminase activity; pyridoxal phosphate binding. The coding region runs from base 502 to 2157 and encodes 551 amino acids.
GGGGGGGGGGAAUACUUCAGCAUGUUCGUUUUCUUUUGUGUGAGGAGGCGGGGUGUUCCUAGCCAAUCACAGAGCAGAGGGCGAGGCUUUUGACUGCUGACGUACGCGAUAAACAACAUCCUUUCCGGGAUUUGUAGUUUAUUAGAUAUUACAUCUUACCAGUCCAGAUCGGGAGCGGACUACAAUUCCCAUCAGUAAGGACACACGCUUUACCGGCUGAUGAAAGAGUGUAGACUCGCGGGUUUGGAUCUGAAAUGCGGCUGAGGAUCUGAAAACCGCGUUAAUUUAUCACGGUUACUUUAAAAAUAAGAAAUAAAAAAAAAACUCUAGAGAAUAAAACGGUUUUGAGUUUAAAGGGAAAAAGGGUCGGUUUGUUGGGUGUGAGGCAUUGUAAAUUGGUUAAUAUUUCCACUGCGGAUCGUUAUUUGAAGAGGAGGAACCGGCUCCAUCCAGAUAUUUCAUUUUGAAGGUUCUACCAGGGGACAUCGGUAUAGAAUUAUAAUGUACAGAUUGCAGCUUCUCGCAAACCGGGGGUUGAUCUCCGGAGCUGUGGAUCAGUGUGCGGUGUUAAGGCGCGCGCCUGAGAAAUGGCGGUGCUCGGUGUGGAGGUGCGGGUUGGCGCGGUACAGCACCGCCGAGGCGACCGCAGCAUCAGCAGCAGCUCUGGGGAAGACCAAGCCGAGAGAGAAGAUAUUGAGCAUGGAGAACCUGAACCCGCAGGUGAAGGCCGUGGAGUACGCGGUGAGAGGACCAAUCGUCAUUAAAGCCGCCGAGAUCGAGAGAAUAAUACAGCAGGGGGGGAAGAAGCCCUUCACCGAGGUCAUCAAAGCCAACAUCGGAGAUGCCCACGCUAUGGGACAGCAACCGAUCACGUUCCUGAGACAGGUGGUGGCGCUCUGCACGUUCCCCGAGCUCAUGGACAGCCCGAGUUUCCCCGAGGACGCAAAGUGGAGAGCACGCCGCAUCCUGCAGGGCUGCGGGGGACAAAGCGUGGGAGCGUACAGCGCCAGUGACGGGGUUCAGUGUAUCCGGGAGGACAUCGCAGCCUACGUCGAGCAGAGAGAUCAGGGAGUACCAGCUAACCGGGACAACGUCUUCCUCACCACCGGGGCCAGCGAUGGCAUCAUGACCGUUCUGAAGCUGCUGGUGUCAGGUGAAGGUCGGAACCGUACGGGGGUGAUGAUCCCCAUCCCUCAGUACCCGCUUUACUCGGCCGCCAUCGCCGAGCUGGGCGCCGUGCAGAUCAAUUACUACCUGGACGAGGACAACUGCUGGGCGCUGGACGUCAACGAGCUCCACAGGGCGUACCAGGCCGCGAAACAGCACUGCCAGCCCCGAGUGCUCUGCAUCAUCAACCCCGGAAACCCCACCGGUCAGGUCCAGAGCAAGAAGUGUAUCGAGGACGUCCUGCACUUCGCCUACGAGGAAAACCUCUUUGUUAUGGCCGAUGAGGUGUAUCAGGACAACGUGUACGCUCCCGACUGCCAGUUCCACUCGUUUAAGAAGGUGCUGUACGAAAUGGGGCCGGAGUACUUUAACAGCGUGGAGCUGGCCUCCUUCCACUCCACCUCCAAAGGUUACACGGGAGAGUGUGGCUUCAGAGGAGGCUUUAUGGAGAUCGUUAACCUGGACCCGGAGGUCAGGGCCCAGCUGGUGAAGCUGCUCUCGGUCAGAUUGUGCCCUCCCGUGGCCGGACAGGCUGCCAUGGACGUGAUCGUGAAUCCUCCUCGACCGGACGAGCCGUCCUUCGUGCGAUUCCACGAGGAAAAAGCAGCAGUGCUGGGAGCUUUAGCAGACAAAGCGAAAUUAACGGAGCAGAUCCUCAACACGGUGCCCGGGAUCAAGUGUAAUCCCGUGCAGGGCGCCAUGUACGCGUUCCCUCAGGUUUUCAUCCCUCCGAAAGCAGUGGAAGAAGCGAAGGCUUUGGGAAUGCAGCCGGACAUGCUGUACUGCCUGCGGCUCCUCGAGGAAACGGGAAUCUGCGUGGUGCCUGGCAGCGGCUUCGGGCAGCGCGAGGGCACGUACCAUUUCAGAAUGACCAUCUUGCCAUCUCCAGAGAAGCUGAAAGUGCUCCUGGAGAAGCUGCGAGAUUUCCACAUCGGGUUUCUGAACCAGUACUCGGACCUACAGGAGCCUCAGUGCAGAGUCCCAGCAUGAGCUGCUGACCGCGGGACGCGUCUGAAAUGUUACCUGACGCACCAAACACACGUAGCGGUAGUGUUGAGUAACAUCUGAUGGACAUAAAGUCCCCAUAAUCUGCUUUAAAUACACCCCGCCCCCCCCCCCAAAAAAAAAAACAAAACAAAAACAUUUUCCCAAGGAUCAAAAAGAAAAGGUGUUUCAUAAUCCACGUGCCUUUGUGCUACUGUAAAAUAAUUCAGAAUGGGAUGAAGUCCGUCUAGUUUAGUUAGGAAAGCUCUGACGCUAAAGCAUGAGAUGAUGAAUUUCUAUUAUAGGAUGUGAACGAGAGCAUAGUCUGAUUUCUCCGUAUUCACAACGUGACUCAUCUUCACUAUUAAACACGCGUUUUUACAUCACAAAAAUUAGGUUUGUUCACGUCAUGUCAAUAUCAAUGUAUUUCUUAGUCUCUCCUUCACGGUACACAAAGCCCCUCCGGUUAUAUCCCUUAGAAACGAAAAUACUGUGUGGCCUUAAAACAUGUACGUAAUUCUGACUUCACAAUCACGUCAUCAAAACCAACGGCCGGGUCCGCUCGCAAACCGGCAUUACGUUACGCUAACGUCUGAGCUAGCGAUUACCUCGUGUAAACUAGCUUUCCAGCAGCCGUACUAGUUACCAUCCAGCUAGAGAACACAAACUACUACACGGUGCGACUGGAACUCGUACCCGUAGCGGUUAGCUACAACAGGCUAUUACAAUUAAAAGAAAGGUUUCGAUUUUCUUAUUUUCAGGUUCCUAUUGUAAAUAGUUUCUGAUUUAUUAUUAUUAUUUUUAUUAAUAAGGGAUGUGAAGAGAGGGGCUCCGUCAUGAACUUUGCUCUGUUUUAAAAAGACUUUUGCACGUCCUGGAAAAACCGCUCCCUGCAGCAUGGAAGUAACGCACACUGGGACCGUGGCGACGUAGUUUCCCAAACGCACAUUUUCAUCAUGUUUGAAGUAUUUUAUUUCUAAAUGUUUCUAAUGUUUCAAAGCUAACUAGAGAAAGGGGCGUCUCUACCUACCUGUUUUUAUUUUAUUAUUAUUUUACGGGGUUUUUUUUUUUUUCUCUUUAGUAAAAAUCCAAAUUUUGCACAUUUUAAACGCACAGUUUGAUUUCUAAUAAUCUGAUUGUUACAUUUUGCGUAUCAGAUAUAGAGACUUGCCAAACCUUUUAUCACUGUUUACAAAAUGAUCAUUAUACGUUUCCAAAUGUGAUGUAAUUUGAAGGAUCUAUGAUAUCGACAUGUUUUACUGACUAUCUGCACGUGUCUAAUCUCAAAGAUUGGACUACUACAUUAUCUUCACUUCACUUCACUUCACUUCACUGAGAUUGCCUUUUAUUUUUGGACGUCCAUGUCCUGGAGUUCAAAUCAACCAAGGCGAAUCAGUUUUGUAUGAAUUUAUUUUUAUUAUUAUUUAUUCCCCCCCCUUCAAUUUUUACACUCAUUGCUUCAUUAACAUCUAAUUUGACUAAUUUCAUGUAGAUACUAAUGAAUCUUCAUGCCAAACUAAAGCUGUCAUUAAAAUGAAGACUGUUAAAUUA